AAAUAAUUUGAGCCCGCAGUAGAGUCCCAUGUAGCAUGAAUACGGACUCAAACUCGGUGGCGCUCUUCAUCGAGCAGGAUGGCAACCAAUACAAUGACCUGUGGCUUGCCAUGGCUGUCAUCUUCGGAGUCAUGUUGGGAUUCUUCCUCGGGGUUUUCAUCCUUUUCAUCAUCAGGAGAAACUUCCCUGCCAUGUACACCAAGGCGGACGCUCAAAGAAUAGCAGAGUCGGGACUUCAGCCCGAGGAGAUGGAGGAGAUGGGGACCAAACAGGAUCCUGACACCUACUCGGAGAUUGUUCCGCCCGGAGUUGGUCCACAGCAAACGAUUCUAUCAGCAGACCCUAAGUCAAGACCUCUGUCCUGGGUAAGAAGACAGUCUACCAUAGACCUGGGAGAGGAGGCUGACAAUGACGGCAUGAUCGACGCUCUGGCUCAGGAUUCUUGUGUACAAAUGCAGAUGGCUACGAUAUCCCAAGAAUUCACCAAGAUCGUAAAGUACGAAGAAGACCUACAAAAUCAGUACAGAAUAAUCUUCCUAAACCUCAUCAACAUCUACCUGGACAGCUUGGUGCAACAGAAGAUGAUCGAACCUGAGCAUAAACAAGAAAUGUCCGACGAGUUUAGUGCCCGAUUGAGGGAAACCGAAUCGGAGUGGAGAAGCAAAAUAGCAGCUUCGAUUCGCGAUUACGAGAGGAUGACUGGAGACUCCCUUCAAGCAAACCACAUCGAGGAGCUAAGGUACCAAGCUGCCAUGGAUCUGGAGACGGAAAUGCUUGACAUUCGGGAGAGUCUCAGACUACAGCUAACUGAGAAGACACCACUCAAAAACGAAGAGAUCGAGUUUAUGGAAGAAAAACUGGUUGAGAAUCUCACAAUGUUAUGCGAAAUUAUCAACGGAGAAUACGUGUCUGCGUCCAAGGCUCAAACAGGAAGAUUUGAAGUUAUGAAGAAAGCUGGCUGCCUACAGUUCCCUAGCGCCGUCUACGAGCCGGAAGAAGUAGAGGUCAUGAUACAGAAAUUCAAAUUGAUGCUAAAUGACCUGAAAACUACGGCUAAAUUGAGUGGAUCUAUAGUUACCAAGUUGGUUAAAACCUUCGAAGAUAGGAUCCGGGCCGCUGACACCAAACUCUCAGAAGAAUUCGACCAGAAGCUUGGAGUUAAGCAGACGAGUUGCGCAAAGGAGCGUGUGACAGAGAUGAAACGGAUAAAGACCUGGAAGAGAAACACGGAGAUAGCUUCAACUGCUAACCAGUCUUACCAGGCUGCAGUGGACGGUCUCAUCGAACCAUCACGCUACAUCCAGACUCUGCACGAGCUGCAGCAGACCGUCAGACUUGACAAGAUGCUGGCUAUCAAACGGAUAGACGUCAAGGAGGGAGAGUCGUACGAAAAGUUGAUCCAGGAGAGGAUAGACGGAAAACGCAGAUAUUAUCAGGAUAUUCUGUCGGAUGCGAUUGGAACAAUAAAACUUGAGAAAAAUAUGGACGGUGCGAUGUUAGACAAGAAGUCAAAAAAAUUCCAGGAAGAUAUGGCAAAGCACAGAGCUGAAAGAAUUGGGGUACUGAAGAAGGAGAUAGAGAAGCAGCUGGACGAGAACGAGGCUGUGAGGGAGAGGCUGGACAGGGAGAUCAGGAGACAGAGUGCAGAUCAGGAGGAGUUACUGGGAGAACAGGAGGACGCAGUCAAGGAGGUCCUCCAGACCCAGAGCGGCCUUACUGAGAUAGACCGAGAGCAAAUGAUGGCAAUACAUCAGCACCAAGCGCUGGGAGUUAUCAACAUGCUAUUCAUGAACAGAAUGAGGGUGGUGAAGCGAGUGGAGAUGUUGAGGUUACAGCACAAUGAGGAGCUCAGGGUACUGAACAGGUCAGAGAAGACUGAGAUUGAUGCUGUGGCGGUCACCUCUGGUUCCAAACCACUGAACAAGAAACAGCAGAAAGCAAUUCAGACCAUCGAGCAGAAAUACGCCGUCAUAAGAGAAGAAAAGAAAAAGGAUUUCAUACUCGAUGGAGAUCAAGCUAUCAACGAAGUGCGCCAGAAGAUAUUCGAGGUGACCAAUCAAAUUCUGAGUCAGUUUGACGAGCGAAUGGGUGUCCUGCUAGCUAAACUGCAGGUGUCUCAUGCUAGGAGAGAGGGAACAAAGGUGAAAACCACCCAGGUCCUCAAUAAGAUCAAAACCAAGCUGGUCGACAUCAUCUGGACUGAUGGGUACAUUUCGGAGACUGCCUGCAAGAAAACCCUCCAAGAUCACCACAAGGUAGUACAGGAUGUGAGUGACAAGUUCGCUGUCAAACGAACCACCAACCUCGAGCAGAUUAAGAAGGUCUCGGCGGAGAAGCGAUAUAAGAGGGAAACUUCGAUGAAUGAAGACAUUCAGGAGCUAAUAGAAAAUUAUAAGGCAAAAGAGCAUUCCAACUAUGGACGAACGCAGCCGCUGUGGGAGAACUGGUCUAGCAUGAAACAAGAGAUCGAGAAGCACAACACAAGCAUGGAGCUAACACGACAAGUUCAAGACCUCUACAACGCCACUGAGGACGAGUUCGCUUCCAACCUGCAGGACGAGGAGAUCAACAUCAUUCUAGAGCUGGUCAAGAUGGGUAGGAUGGACAUCAACGAGUUCGACAAGAUAAUCAAAAGCUCAGUCACCGCGUGUGUAGGUGGAGACAAGUUGUACAAGGAGCUGAGCACGCCUCUUCUGGAGAAAUACGGUCCGACAGCCAAGAGAGCCGACAAAGCUAUGGAUUUCUGGCAAGUUGCCACGGAUCAGAUGGCCCCGCCUAAAGACCCUAAACUAGCAGCCGAGAGGGCAGCUGAGGUGUGGAGGGCUAGGCUGGGAAUAUACGGAGACAGUAACGAACAACGAUGAAACUUGCUCUUGUUAAACUAGAUCAUUGAAAGUACAAGUGUUGUAUUCUGGGUAUGCCAGAUAAACGACUUCGAGCCCAGCGGACUAUUGUGUAAUGUGAAGAACUGGUUUUCAUGGAAACAUGUUACUAUAGCAGCAAACCUCAGAUAAACAUGGUGUUUUAGGUAUUGAAACCAACUCUAAGACUGGUUGUCAUGGUAACAACUCUAACCUGCUUCUUGCUAUGAGGAAGUAAUGAACUUACAUUUUUAUAACUACUUUGGGGCGAUGUGUUGAGACGAAGGUUAACAAAAACUCACAAAGAAUCAUACAAAAUAUCUAUCAAGUGAACAUUUACAUUAUCAAAAGAGCAAAAGCUCAAAAUCACACAAUUCUAUGGCCUUAAUUUCGGUGCUCUAUGUAAUUUAUUUGAAAUCGUUGUUAUUUUAAA
This is a messenger RNA of Bolinopsis microptera, 3294 nucleotides long. Its product is annotated as coiled-coil domain-containing protein 141-like. Bases 36 to 2864 code for a protein of 942 amino acids. Gene Ontology annotation, biological process: smoothened signaling pathway. NCBI's taxonomy places the organism in Eukaryota, Metazoa, Ctenophora, Tentaculata, Lobata, Bolinopsidae. The record is from RefSeq and is a predicted model, not a curated record. The transcript has 16 exons. Gene Ontology annotation, cellular component: plasma membrane protein complex; ciliary membrane.